AUGGCCUCCGACGGCCACCCGCCGGAGCCGGGGAAGAAGGAGGAGGUCGCCUCCACGGCCGCUGGGCCUGGAGCCAACGAUCUGGACGACCCGCAGUUCAUGUGCUGCGUCUGUCUGGAUCUUCUGUACAAACCAGUUGUUUUAUCAUGUGGUCAUAUGUCAUGUUUCUGGUGUGUCCACAAAGCUAUGCAUAUUUUCCGGGAAUCCCAUUGCGCUGUGUGUAGGCAGCCCUAUAUACACUUUCCAAGUAUCUGUCAUCUCUUGCAUCAUUUGCUUCUAAAGCUUGAAACUACUGAUUACAAAAGAAGGGAAAAGGAAGUACUAGAGGAAGAGAAGCGCAUACAAACAUACUCUCCCCAAAUCAUUGAGUUUUUGAACUUCAAGAAUAAUGUUGGAAGCGAUGGGGAGAACAGAAAUGAAGACAGUAAAGCUAGACCUCCACAAGAAGUUUCAUUGAAUGGCAGCAUUUCGGAUAAGCAUUCGAAGAAAAUUAAGUUGGAGGAUGCUUCAUGCCCUCUCUGUACGGAAAUGCUGUAUCAACCUGCCGUUCUUAAUUGUGGUCAUGUGUAUUGUGUAUCCUGUUUGUCGUCCUUGAAUGAGGAAACACUGAAAUGCCAUGUUUGUGGAAGUCUUCACCCUGGAGAUUUCCCUAAUGUUUGCCUGGACCUUGAUCAUUUCCUGGAAGAAUAUUUUCCAGCAGAAUAUGAAUCGAGAGGGCAGAAAGUUCAGUUUAAGAAGGAUCAGUGCAAUCGUGGAUAUUCAAACAUAAGUACUUCAGGCAGAAAAGGAAGCAUAGCACUGCAUGAUGAGGACCUGUUAAAUAUUCACAUUUCAGUAGGAUGCGACUCAUGUGGGGUAUAUCCGAUACGUGGUAAGAGAUACAAAUGCCAGGACUGCACUGAGUUAAUUGGGUUUGACCUUUGCGAAGCCUGCUACAACUCCAGUUCAAAGCUCCCAGGACGCUUUAAUCAGCGGCACACCCCUGAUCACAGAAUGGAAGUUGACAAUUCAGCACUGUUGGGAGGGAUACUGAGACAGCAUGGCAUACCCGAGGAAGGCCCUGAGGGAUUGAUGAUGGAAGAAGCGGUGGUUGCUCCUGCUGCACUGGUGCAGAUACUCAUUGAUCAUCAAGGAAUGGAGGAGGUUAAUGACGAGGGCCCUGGAGAGGCGGCCAUUGAAGAACCAGUUGGUGCUCCUGGCGCGAUGUUGCAUAUAGUCAUCCAUGAUCAAGAAAUGGAGGGCAACGAGGAGGAUCAGGCACUCUAG
Molecule: messenger RNA, 1266 nt
Organism: Miscanthus lutarioriparius
Lineage: Eukaryota; Viridiplantae; Streptophyta; Magnoliopsida; Poales; Poaceae
Source: the annotation of a GenBank genome assembly